GAAUUGACAUGCUUGACGGCACUCACGCCAAAGCUUUGAGAACAGACACACACGCCUCUCCUGGCUGGAGGGCGUGCAUCUCCACCGUCUGCGAACGAUGAGUCGCGCCGAGCGAUUCGAGGACGAGAAGCGCCGCAUCAUUGAGAGUUGCUUCUCGAAGCUCGACGCGAAUGGGCAGCUGGCCGAAAGCUACAUCACGCACAUCCGGAUCCAGGAAGAUGGCUCCCAUCCCUCCGCACCACCGCCGCCUGAUAGCCCCCCAGAGCACAAGAAGCCCCGUCUGAUCAUCAUCGCCGUGCGGUCGACGGGCCGCGUGCGCAUGCACAAGGCGCGAGAGAACAACAAUGGCAGCUUCAGCAUUGGCAAGACAUGGAACAUGGAGGAGCUCUCGUGCAUCGAGUCGUUUGCGAAUCCGCCGCAUCCGCCCCAGAGCGAGCGAGAGGCCAGCCACCGCGCCUGGGCCGGCAGCGAGGGCUUCAUCGUCACCAUCUCCAAGCCGUACUACUGGCAAGCGGGCACGAGCAAGGAGAAGGAUUUCUUCAUAGCGAGCGCAGUCAAAAUCUAUCGCAAAUACACAAAGGGCCAGACUCCCGAGCUGCGAGGCUUCGAUGACAAGGAGAGAGCUCAAAUACUGGGUGCCUUUCCCGCCGCAGCCCCGAUGCCUGCUCAGCAGCCACCACCUACGUCGCGGACUGCUGCUCGUCCACCCGGUGAUGGACAUUUGCCGCCACCACAUCCGCCCUUUGUACAACGAGAUCAGAGCCGGGACGGGAGUCGAUACAGAGGCAGUCCAGGUCCUCCCCCGAGUGUUAGUGAUGCAGGGAGACCAGGCAGUGGUCCAAAUUCUCGACGGCCCUCAGACUCUCCCGCACGCUUUGGGCCCGGAAUGCAUCCUCCCAGCGGACCACGGCCUUUUGCCAGCACUGAGCAGAUGCGUCAACCCAGCCGAGACGGACGACCAGAAUUCCGACCUGGCACCUCUCCUGCUCCUGGACAGCUCCAGCCACCCAUGGGACAGCACGGCGCUCGGAGGGGUGAUCAGCCUCCCUCUUCACCAGGUCUUCCUCCGCCCGGGCUGGGAGGAGAGUCGACGCCACUGCGGCCACGGAGUCCCGCGCAACGCUCAAUUCCGCACUCCCAUGAUGGAGCGUCUGAAGACAGAAAUCUGAUCGAAGCGCCCUCUGCGGAUGGUACCAAACGGGAGGCGGCGCACUUGUUCCAAGCUGCACGCGAUAGGUAUAUGAACUACCAGCCACACUCUCACGAUCCCUCCGGGAGGACACCACCAACGCGCGCAUUACCACAUCUUGACACGACGCCCGUCGCACCCGCGCAGAAUGGACACGCGAAGCCACCGGUAGAUCAAGCUAUGACUGCUACCAGCGCGGAUUCCAACGGCAUUAAUGGUGCAGAUGCCGCAGCCCUGGGUGCUAUGAAUUCUUACUACUGGGGACCGGAGCACUCUAUUGCCGCUGCGCCACCGCCCACAAGUGAUGCACCACCCAGUCCUGCAACGCCUGAGCGCUCGACUCGACGUCCCAACGCCGAGCAUGCAGCUUCUGCGAGCAGUGUUGAUCUAAGACCUGCUCCGUUGCAAGCGCGACCAGUUCCAGAGAAUAGUGCAGAUCACGUAGCCACAGAAGCAGGGACCCAUCAAGUCACCAAUGACGCGGGAGACACUGCGGAAGUAAGACCACUUCAGCUUUCGAACAAGUCCGCGCUCGACCGCAUGAAUACUGAGGAUGCUUCGCAGCAACCCUCAGCUCAGCCAGCUUUGGACGAGCCUGAAACACUCGAGAGGAAUCUCGGAGAAGGAGAAGAAGAAGAGGAGGAGGAGGAGGAGGAGCGCUACAGGCCAGGCCUCGGACCAAUGUUCAAGAAGAAGGCAAUCGCGGAUCGUUUCAAGAAGGCUGCCAACGCAGCGAGCGCAUUCAAACCACGCCCUGGGGGCGCGGCCGAGAAGAUACUGAAGGCAAAAGCAGAUCGAGACGGAGAACCAGAUGGCAUAACUGGUGUUGUGCCUCGACCACAGCUUCGCCAAAAACAAGAUGAACAACCGGUCACUCCAGGCGACAAUGAAUUCCGCAAUGGCUCGCCGCAGGAGGAGCCCCCGCGGGUAGAAAUCAGUUCUCCCAGGUCGCCAAUUGCGGCUGAUCAUGAGCCACUUGAGGCCGUUCAAAAGUCCGUGGAGCUGCAUGAUGAUGGACCUCAAGUACAGGCCGUGACAACGGAGCUGAAUCACGAGGACAACGCGACAAACGAGAAAACCGAGCAGCGCCAUGCCCAACAGCCACAGGUCAAAAUCAAGCGACGCAGUGCCCAGCAAGAGCGGUACCUUGCCUCGCUGGGCAUCGACCGAGCGCUGAUGGCGGACAAAGGACUUGAUUUCGAACUGGUGCUCUCUGAAUUCGGUUGGAGCAGCAACAUCUUGCAGCCGAAACAGCUGGCUAUUCUCGAUCAUGAUAUUCGUCGCGAGCACAGUCGAAUCGAGGCUGGCUCAUGGUUGUCAGAUGCUGAUUCUUCUCGAGAAGAGCGCAUAUUGCAUGUCGAGGGUUUGCUGGACAAAGCAAUCGCAGAGUGUGACGAGCUGGAAGGUCUGCUGACAUUGUAUCAUGUCGAGUUGAGCUCAUUGAACGAUGACAUCGCGUACAUUGAGGCGCAGUCACAGGGUCUACAGGUACAGUCUGCAAAUCAGAAGUUGUUGCAGACUGAGCUUCAAGGACUGGUUGAUACCAUGUCGCUCGACCGGAGUGUCAUGGAGCCGCUACGGUAUGGCAACCUUGCGGAUGCCGCUGCCCUAGAGGAGAUUGAGAUCAGCUUGGUCAAGUUGUACCGAGCGAUGCUGACUAUGGAUCCCAAAUUACGGUCCAAUACACAAUCACUCUCCAGAGUCCGAGGUGCGAUGGGAGAGAACGAGACGUCUGAGAUGGUCGCUCUGCAGGAGAAGAAGAAGGUGUAUGAUCGCGAGUCCACCGAAUUUUGCCAGCGUCUCAUGCAAUUCCUCGAUGCCAGGUUUACGAACUCCGCAAACAGCAUCAAAGGACGAAUCUUGCGAAUACCUAAUGGUGGUGGACUGGCACGACUCAACCCUGAUGCGUUCGGCGAGCUUCGAAACGGGCUAUGGAUGUACAGCCCUAUUCUGCUCUUUACGAAGGAGUUGAACGAACUCGCAUGGAUGACAUUGCUGCGAAUGUACCAACAACGCGCUGGUCUGCUAUAUAAAGACACGUUCAAAGAGAACAUUCAGAACUGGAAGCGCGCAGCACGUGCUAACACUGGAGAUGAGGGCGACAUUCUGUUCACUUCUCUCGAGAGAGAAGAUCCCGCCUCUGGUGGGCUGACAUCCACAGCACGAAAGCUUACCGUAAAGCGAUCUCAGACUCUUGCAAAGACAUUGCGCAAUGCUUCUGGCGACAAACAGGGCAUAUCUGAGCACAAGCGACCCGGCGCCAUGAUGCGGGCGCAGGCCUUUGCGGGCGCAAUAGAUGAGAUGGCUCCACUCGUCAAUCGGGAGCAGAACUUCAUCGUAGACUUGUUUCAUGUCAGUUCCACGGAGACGGCAGAUUUCGUCGACGCCGUACAGUCGUGUCCCCCAGCCUCUCGACGUGGCACGAACUUGCUUGAAAGAAAACCUGUCGAGCCCAAUCGAGAAGUGGCAGGUCUGGUGACGAACACUAUGCUCAAGACCUUUGACUUUUUCUUGGGCGAAACGAAAGCUAUGCAGGAUUGGGCAGUGUCGGAUGAUCCUGUACAAGGAGUUGGCGUCCUGGCUACGCUGUGUCGGCACGCCUACUAUCUACAAGAUACUAACCAGGACUACCUAACGCAGCUUCUCGAGAAUCUCACGGGAAGCCUCAAGACUCGUUUCAACAAGUUUGUCGAUGACCAAAUUCGGGCGAUCGAGGACACCAAGGUGAAGAUCAAGAAGCGGAAGGGCGUGAUCGCAUUCAUGAAGAUUUUCCCCCACUUUUCUGCUGCUGUCGAGAAUACAUUCGCUUCGGUGGCUGGAGUCGACUACGAUGGCCCGGCUGCAUGCGUGCUGGAUGUGAGAAAACUGGUUGAUGACGCAUACGAAAGGAUGAACCGCACUAUGUUCGACAGCCUCAAGGUUAUUGCAAAGGAGAGUCCGACGGCCGGGGUUUCUGCCGGCAAGCCGCCACAUACCGGCCAAGACGACCCCGAAGACAAAGAAAUGCUCAACUAUCAUAUUCUGCUCAUCGAGAACAUGAAUCAUUACAUCGAGGAAGUGGAUGAUGGCGGCCGAGAUGGUGUCCUUGCCGAGUGGAAGGGCAGAGCAUUGAUGGAGAGAAGGGAGGCCCUCGAAGCUUACGUAACUCGCGUCAUCCGCCGACCACUUGGCAAGCUUCUGGACAUGCUGGAAUCUGCAGAAUCUAUUAUUGCCACUUAUCCAGGUAACCCAGGCGCGCUGGCAGCUCGACCGUCCUAUUCUCGCAAGACAAUGCGCACGAUGCUGUCGACACAUGACAGCAAGGAGGUGCGACGUGGUAUCGACACUCUGCGAAAGCGGAUCGAGAAACAUUUCGGCGAAGCCGAUGACGAGCAAUUGUCUCGGGGACUGGUCGCUUUCGUAUGCAAGGAAUGUGAGAGGAGUUACGAGAGGGUGCUGGAGCGGCUCGAGAAGCUCGUCGAGGAGGCGUAUCCUCGUGCUGAAGGAGAAAAGGACGUGGUCAUUGACUUUACGAAAGCAGAUAUACAGGCUGGCUUCCGCAGGUAAGUGUAACAUAGCGACGUGCAGAUGGAUUUCCCAGCGAAUGUACAUACACCAUCAUACGAUAUUCAUCAC
Molecule: messenger RNA, 4804 nt
Organism: Sphaerulina musiva SO2202
Lineage: Eukaryota; Fungi; Ascomycota; Dothideomycetes; Mycosphaerellales; Mycosphaerellaceae
Exons: 2
Coding region: 98-4735 (1545 amino acids)
Biological process (GO): exocytosis; Golgi to plasma membrane transport
Cellular component (GO): exocyst; plasma membrane
Molecular function (GO): phosphatidylinositol-4,5-bisphosphate binding
Source: RefSeq, a predicted model, not a curated record